AUGCUUAGGACUAAACUAUGGUCUGGACUAAGGGAUAGCAAUCUCCGUAAUGCCAGUCGUUACAAGUACGACAUCAUCAAUGACUUUGAGACAUUGAGAAGAGAGUUACGCACUAUUGAACUGGACUUAGAGCUGUCAUCAGUCCCUUCUUCUACAUCAACCGACAAGAAGAAAUCACAAGUAUCCAAGAUUGGAAAAGGAGAUGAUGAUUCAUCUUUGGAAAUGAUUCUGCAGAAACUAGAAGCUAUGGAUAAGAGACUUGGAGAUGUGGAGAAGGAAGUCAGACGAACAAACCCAAAAGACCAAAUACCUACAAGGUGUGACCAGAACAAUACUAGGAACUACAAUGGUACUGGAGACCGUGGACAAGCUGGUAGAGGUUAUCACCAUUAUGGUAGAGGUCAAGGUCAAUACAGAGGAGGAUAUAGAGGAGGAUAUAGAGGAGGAUACAGAGGCGGUGAUACUUAUGGCCAGUCCUAUCCCAACAGAGGAGGAUAUGGUGGAUACAGAGACAAUCGCCGCAGGGAUUUAAACCAAUAG
This is a messenger RNA of Magallana angulata, 540 nucleotides long. RefSeq lists its product as uncharacterized. Bases 1 to 540 code for a protein of 179 amino acids. The transcript has a single exon. The record is from RefSeq and is a predicted model, not a curated record. Lineage: Eukaryota; Metazoa; Mollusca; Bivalvia; Ostreida; Ostreidae.